Messenger RNA from Hevea brasiliensis (rubber tree), 949 nucleotides. RefSeq lists its product as uncharacterized. Lineage: Eukaryota; Viridiplantae; Streptophyta; Magnoliopsida; Malpighiales; Euphorbiaceae. The coding region runs from base 255 to 737 and encodes 160 amino acids. The record is from RefSeq and is a predicted model, not a curated record. Gene Ontology annotation, cellular component: dynein complex. Gene Ontology annotation, molecular function: dynein intermediate chain binding; dynein light intermediate chain binding. Gene Ontology annotation, biological process: microtubule-based process. The transcript is spliced from 2 exons.
AAAAUUAUAGUGUUCGAGAAAAGUGAUGAAAUGUCAACUACUAGUCAAGUAUAAGGCACGUUUUGGAAUAUCAAGGCUAAGUGGUCACUAAUCACAAGCUGUUCUACAUCAAGCAAGUUGAAUAGUGAUUUGUAUCUACGAAUGAGUCCUGCCCCGAACAAAGAUAUUUCUGUAACAACUGUUCUGAUUUCAACAGCAGCUGAUGCAAACAGAAAGCGAAAAUUGUUUAGGACCUACAGAGAAAGAAAAAUAUCAUGAAUUGCUGGUAUCUGGACCACCAGAUUAUUCUGAUAUUUAAAUUUAAUUUAUUUUACUUGAGUGGUAUAUAUUUAAGGCAAUUAAAAGCCUUUACUAAGCAUGAGACUCUGCCACAAAGUAAAAUUUUCUUUGGGUUGCUGAAAAUGUUGGAGGGAAAAGCGGUAGUGCGAGAGACUGACAUGCCAGAGUUGAUGCAGAGCCAUGUGAUGGAACUAGCUUACCAAGCUCUUGAUUUACAUGAGGUCUCUGAUUGCCAAUCUAUUGCUCGUUACAUCAAACAGAAGUUUGAUGAAGCUCAUGGACCUGCAUGGCAUUGUGUGGUUGGCAAAGACUUUGGUUCUUGCAUCACCCAUUUAUGUGGAAGUUUCAUUUUCUUCCGGGUGGAGAUGUUAGAGUUUCUGAUCUUUAAAGAUGGCAAGGACUUCACUGAAAGCAAGGAAGCUAUUGGGAUGGUGCAGAAGCCCAAGAAAUGUGACUAAUAUAUAUAAAUUCACAUUGAAAAUAAGCCUCUCUUACUAUGCCUAAAAGGAAAACCUCUUCAGUACUGCUUCUGCUUCAACAAGUUCAAAAAAUUGUCAGUGGCUAGCAUAUAUAGGAUUAACAUAUAUGUUCAGCAUGUUCAAUCUUGGAAGAAUAAUAAUUGUUCUAGAUUAGAUUAAUUACUUAAAAAUCUCUCUCUCAUUUUCUUGUC